GGCACAGGGAUGCUUCAUCUUGAGAAACAGCCCAGAGGACCUUGUAGUCGAGCGUCUACAAGUUGCGCUUCUUCAAAUCCACUCUUCAAUACAAACGCAACAACAGAUGAACCACAAUUCGACAACAGUUCACUGGUGACUACCAGCGAUCGACUUUUAGAUCAGAGCAAGGCUUGGGAGGCAGGCAAAUCGACGACGUUUGCCCAUGAGAAAGACAGGUUGUACAAGUGCACUGUUUGUUUGGCUACAUGCAUUGACAUUGGCCACCUGGAAGAUCACCUCAUGGCUCACAAAACAAAGCCACUUACCUGCAACACAUGUUCCGCGACAUUCUGUGAUGCAUCAACUCUGCGAGCGCAUGCAAAAAGUCACACGGGAGAAGGGUUGCACAAGUACGCGACACUUGCACGCGCAACGGGUGCAUGCAAGGGCGACCUCGGCCUUGCAGAGUUCAGCCAGAGCACGAGCCUGUCGGAUCAUAAUCGAACACAAACGGGUGUGAAACUAUACAAGUGCAACCUAUGCCAUGCAGAGUUCAGUGAUGUCACAAAGCUGCGGAGUCACAAGUUAACACACAAGGGCGAGAGGCCAUACAAGUGUGAUCUCUGUCCUGCAGACUACAGCCAGAGCACAUACCUGUUGCAACACAAGCGAACACACACAGGUAAGAAGCCAUACAAGUGUGAUCUCUGCAGUGCAGAGUUCUUUGUCAGCAGAACGCUGCGGCAUCACAAGCAAACACACACGGGGGAGAGGCCAUACAAGUGCGACCUCUGUCCUGCAGAGUACAUGCAGAGCACAAGCCUGUUGCGUCACAAGCGAACGCACACAGGUGAGAAGCCAUACAAGUGCGAUCUCUGCCAUGCAGAGUUCUAUGACAGCACGACGCUGCAGCAUCACAUGCGAAAACACACGGAUGGAAGACCAUAUAAGUGUGAUGUCUGUCCUGCAGCGUUCAGCGGCAGGACAAGCCUGUCAUAUCACAAGCAAAAACACGUGGGUGACACGCCCUUUAAGUGCGACCUCUGUCCUGCAGAGUUCAUGCUGAGCGACUACCUGCAGUGUCACAGGCGAAUCCACACAGGCGAAAAGCCAUACAAGUGUAGUCUCUGUCCUGCAGGGUACAGCUAUAGAACGAGCCUGUCACGUCACAUGCGAACACACACGGGUGAGAAACCAUACAAGUGUGGUAUCUGCCAUGCAGGGUUCAGCGAGAGAACAACGCUGAAACGUCACAAGCGAACACACACAGGCGAGAGGCCAUACAAGUGCGACCUCUGUCCUGCAGAGUUCAACCGGAGCUUGAACCUGCAGAGUCACAGGCAAACACACAUGGGUGAGAACCCACACAAGUGUGGUCUCUGUAGUGCAGAGUUCAGCGAGAGCACAGAACUACAGAGUCACAUGCAAACACACGUGGGUGAGAGGCCAUACAAGUGUGAUCUCUGUCCCGCAAAAUUCAGCUACAGCCGAAGCCUGUCGUGUCACAUGCGAACUCACUGGGCAAGAAGCCAUAAAAGUGCGAAGAGUUCAGUGCGAAGCUGAGGAAUUACAAGUGAACAUGCGUGAGCGAAAAGCCAUUUAAGCGCAAUCUCUCUCCUGUGGAGUUCAGCCAGAGCAGAAGCCCGUCGAACACCCAAGGGUGAAACGCCAUACAAGUGUGAUCUCUGCCUUGCAGUGUUCAGUUAGAGCACUUGUCUGCACAAUCACAAGUAGACUCAUAUGAGCGAAAAGCCACAAACAUGCGACCGCUGUCCUGUAGGGCCAACAGCGGGAGCUUGCGGUGUUAGAAGCAGACAUGCAUGAGCGAGAAGCCCUACAAGUGCGAUCUCUCUCCUGCAGAGCCCAA
Messenger RNA from Ornithodoros turicata, 1849 nucleotides. RefSeq names its product zinc finger protein 227-like. The record is from RefSeq and is a predicted model, not a curated record. The transcript has a single exon. Gene Ontology annotation, biological process: regulation of transcription by RNA polymerase II. Gene Ontology annotation, cellular component: nucleus. Gene Ontology annotation, molecular function: DNA-binding transcription factor activity, RNA polymerase II-specific; RNA polymerase II cis-regulatory region sequence-specific DNA binding. NCBI's taxonomy places the organism in Eukaryota, Metazoa, Arthropoda, Arachnida, Ixodida, Argasidae. Bases 10 to 1545 code for a protein of 511 amino acids.